AUGUUAUUGGCUAAUCUUGGGAGGACUCAACUUGAGGCUAUUGUUACUGUACGGAAUAUUCCUAAUCCGGGUGGAUCUAUUCGAGAAAUGGCUGCUUAUGUCUAUGAGAAUGAUAAAUGUGUAUUAAACGCAGUAGAGAAGGGCCUUUUCUUGAACGUGUAUCGCAAAGUAUUUGGAACCCCGUAUGUAGAAGAGCUUCAAGCUAUGUCCACGGGAUUGCAGGCUUCUUAUGAUGUCCUUAAUGAGCCUCGAGAAGAAGAUGAUGACGCACCAAAGGAAUCACCACCUUUGGAUGGUGAUUUGCCGGAGGAUGCGGGUAGUACUGGUAAAGAGGGUGGUCUCUCCUCUAAGGGUCUGGUCUCAUCGGGCUUUGAUUAUGAUUUUGCUAACAAAGCUGUUGAGAGUAUUACUGGUUCUGAGGAGAAAGGUGGCCAGUUCACUGACUUCUUGGCCUCUGAAUUUCAGAGGAUGCGGCAAGAAAACAGUGCUGCUCACUCGACUCUGAUGAACGUGGAGUCAGUAUUGUCUGAAAAUCUGAAGACCAUCGCCCCUACUAAUGCUAAGAAGGCCCAAAUUCGUUCGAAUAUGGGUUACCGUAUGCCACGGUAUGGAUACUUGAAGUCCUUCUGGUUACUGCCUCCUCAGUGGCAGAAGGAGAGACCUGAUGAUUUACCUACAGGUUCUGACGAUUUGGCUAUCAACGAAGCUCAAUUAGAGUUCGUUAAGCACCGAGUGACUCAGGCUUCUGAGAAGCUGGUGAGCCAGAUCAAGGAGCUCCAAGGAGGGCCCUAUCAGGGUGCAGAGUCUACACCCGAAACUCAAUGUGAUAAAAUGCAGAAUGUGAAGAAGUCCACUAAUGAGAUUCUACCGCAGUUUAUGUACAAGCUCCAGAACUUGUUUACUGGUGUCAAGAUUGAGACUGGUCAAGAACUGGUUGAUAGCACUAAGUUGACUCGUCUUCGUGGUGCGUUGCCUAAAGUGGACGUCCAGUUCCUAAGGGAGAAAUUCCCUACUAACCUAACUUAUGAUCAGUUGGUUACGAGAGUUAAUGAGUAUUUCUCUAGUGCCAUGGAUUGUGAGUGCUAUGAGAGGUUUGUUAAACAGUAUAGGAUGUUAAACGCCCCCGAGAAAGUUGAUGGCUAUGCUCAUAACGAUUUGAAGACGGUGGAUACUGUGGUGGACGCUAUGGAAGAAGCGCCUUCCGUUCAGGAGGGCAAAUCUUCCAAGCGUGGAGAGAAGCCCAAGAAAGCUACUAAGAAUGUCGUGGCCAAUGAGGCGACGACGGCUAACUCUGGUGGCUCUGUAGGCUCUGGCAGUUGUCGACGUUGUAACUCUAAUGGUCACAACGCUGAGAACUGCACUUCUGAGAAUUUGUCUAUCUUUCGUGGUCGCUGUUAUACCUGUGCUGACACUAGUCAUCAGGCGAACAAGUGCACGAAGGAUAAAUCUAAGUUGGUUUGUAAAAGGUGUUUACUUGGUGGUCAUGUAGCAGACGUCUGCCGAGUGAAGUGGUCUUUUAUACCUAAGUCACAUCAUCCCGAUCCUUCAAGUUCUGGUGUCAGUCGACCUCCCCAGCCUAGUGGGAAGUUUGAGACUACUGUUAACCAGAAGAAGGAAGCUACGGAUGUCUCUGCUAACUCUAAUCUGUGUGAGAUUGGUGACACACAGAUGGAGAAAGCUGAGAUCGGUGAGAUCUACGAAUGCCAGACUAAAGCCGUCUCGUGGCUGGAUCUGAAAAAGGGUAUGAUAUAUGCCAAAUUCAAGGUCUUCUGCGGGAACCCUUAUGAAACUGUCGAUAUGUGUGGGUUAUUGGAUACGGGUGCUUAUUUGAGCAUCAUCGACAACCACACGGUCGAGGAGAUGGUAAGGAAGAAUGCUGGACGUGUUGCUAAACUGCCUCAACCCUUAACUUGUACUAUGGCUGAUGGCAGUAGGCAACAAUUGACCAAGCCGGUUGAUGGUGUUGGCCAAUAUGUUCAAUCUGGUAGAGAAGCAAGGUUUAUCAUACUAAAGACUAUCAAGAAGGACAAGGUUCUCAUUGGUAGUGAUCAGUUUGAAGACUUUGGCUUCGUUAUCGGAAAGAUGAUUAAUUGCAAUCAUGAGAAGAAUUGCUUGUUGACUGACCCGUCUCAAGUCAAUAAAAUUAUGGUGGAGGAUUCUCAUCGAGUGGUUAUUCAUUGUGACCAUGUAAAGUCACAAAUGGCUGACGUCGCCGAUGAGAUUAACGCCAUUAAGGUCUAUGAGCCCAAAACUUACGAGGGUAGAAUGGCAUCAUUGGAAUGGAGAUCGUCCCAAAGGCCCCACAAGGCUUUCAAGGCUGCGGUCAAGAGAGCUAAGAGGUUGGAGUAUUCGCUAAAGAGAAGAGGUGGCCAGGAACUGGUGAAAGCUUAUAGUGACCAGUUCAAGCAAUGGCUUGAUAAUGGGUUUAUCCGUCCUGUCGACAAUGAGGAGACUGGCGACACCCAAGACAAGGUGGGUGACAUUCAAAGUCAGAUUGAUGAGAUUAAGUCCAAUUUGAGUCGUUUGACUACGGUGGUUGAGGAGGUUCUCCAAGACCGUGGCUCUCGUGAUUGGGUACAUGAAGACUAUCGUGGGCGUCCCUAUAAGAAGAGGUGGGGUAAAAGAUAUGGUUUUGAUGAUGGUUGGCAUAAGAAGGGUGAUGAUGGUUGGAAUAAGCGCCACUCGAGUGGUAGCUCUGGCAGUCGUUGGUAA
Perkinsus marinus ATCC 50983 is the source of this 2712-nucleotide messenger RNA. RefSeq lists its product as hypothetical. The record is from RefSeq and is a predicted model, not a curated record. Bases 1 to 2712 code for a protein of 903 amino acids. Gene Ontology annotation, molecular function: zinc ion binding; nucleic acid binding. NCBI's taxonomy places the organism in Eukaryota, Perkinsozoa, Perkinsida, Perkinsidae. The transcript is spliced from 5 exons.